GUUGCAGCCGUGUUAUCGACGACGUUUACGGUGAUCAACAACUGCGGGUACGACGUUUGGCCCGGCGUCCUCGCCAACGCCGGCUCCUCCGCCCUCGACUCCACAGGCUUCGCGCUGGCGCCCGGUGAGUCCCGCGCCCUCUUCGCCCCUCUCCCCUGGUCCGGCCGCCUCUGGGCCCGCACCCUGUGUUCUGCUGACUCCUCCUCCGGCCGGUUCGUCUGCGCCACCGGCGACUGCGGCAGCGGCGCUGUUGCCUGCGGCGGAGCCGGAGCGGUGCCCCCCGCCACCCUCGCCGAGUUCACUCUCGGAGGCGCGGGCACCACCGACUUCUACGACGUCAGCCUCGUCGACGGCUUCAACCUGCCAGUGCUCGUCGCCCCUCUGGGCGGCGCCGGCGCGGGGUGCGCCGCCACCUGGUGCGCGGCGGACGUGAACGCGGUCUGCCCGCCGGAGCUGAGGGUGGCGGCUGCCGGGAGCGCGGCGGUGGCGUGCAAGAGCGCGUGCGGGGCGUUCGGGACGGCGAGGUAUUGCUGCAGCGAGGAGUUCGGCAGCCCGGCGGCGUGCGGGCCGACACCGUACUCCGAACUGUUCAAGACCGCAUGCCCGAGAGCAUACAGCUACGCGUACGACGACGCGUCGUCCACUUUCACUUGCCCCACCGCCGCCGUUCCCGGAGGCGGCUACGCCGUCACCUUCUGCCCCGAAACCACCAGUUUAGAACCCAAAGGCGGCGAUCGGAAUCCGGAGGCGACCGGGUUGCCGUCGGCGAACGGCACAAUGGUGUUCUUCGGAUCAGCGAAUUCGGCCGCCGGCGACGUUCCCUACCUUCAUCAAUUUGGGGGAGUAUUUGCAUUGCCGAAGAGACGAUCUCCGCUGAUACCAUCUUCGGUGUCACUCGUGCUAGUUGCACGAAGCAUGGGUGUUUCUGAUGCUAGCGGUGUCGAUCCCCUGACUAACAGAUGA
This is a messenger RNA of Zingiber officinale, 963 nucleotides long. RefSeq names its product thaumatin-like protein 1b. The annotation marks the transcript as partial. Gene Ontology annotation, biological process: defense response. Lineage: Eukaryota; Viridiplantae; Streptophyta; Magnoliopsida; Zingiberales; Zingiberaceae. The record is from RefSeq and is a predicted model, not a curated record. The transcript has 3 exons. Gene Ontology annotation, cellular component: extracellular region.